GAAAUGCGAAAAGCGAAACUGAAAGUUAACUCACACAGACAUUUCAAAGACGCAGCAGAAAGAAGACCGUGGAAACGAAGAAUUAAAUUGAACAAAUGAAUGCAGCAAACAGGCUGUUGUGCAGGGGAAUUCAGGUUCACAUAUUUGGGUCAGAACUAACUUGGAGCAGAAUCUGAUCGGAUGAGUUCCAGUCUCUACCGAUAGGGGACACUGUUUGUAAAAUGAGUUUCCAAGAACCAGAGACCGGCGAUGGAACCCACAGCCCUGUGAGAAAGAGAGUCCGGGUAGAGAGGGCAGGGUCACCUCUACCCAGCUGUCUUUCUAUGAAGAGUGAUCAAUCAAAGGAGGAGCCGUACAACUUCAGAGGAGAGAUUACAGGUGAUCAAAGAGUCCGGGUAGAGAGAGCAGGGUCACCUCUACCCAGCUGUCUGUCUAUGAAGAGUGAUCAAUCCAAGGAGGAGCCGUACAACUUCAGAAGAGAGUUCAUAAGUGAUCAAAGGGCACGGGUAGAGAGGGCAGGGUCACCUGUACCCAGCUGUCUGUCUAGAAAAAGUGAUCAUUCAAUGGAUCGACCGGACAACUUCAGAGGACAGUUCACAGGUGAUCAAAGGAUCCACUACUCACCAGAGUCCUUUCGUUUACAAGAGAAGUAUUCCGAGAUACUAUCUUCCUCAAAACAGUCUCUCCUGCGUACUCUGAUGAAGCUGAAGAAGACUGAAAAGUUGAAACUGUUUCAGAGCCAUCUGAGUCAGGAUUGCCCAGAAUGCUUUAAUAGUCUUGCUGAAGAUCCUUCUGUAUUGGAUAAGUUUAUGAAGAUGAAGGAAUUGUUCAAGAGUCAUCAAAAUGAUGAUUCCCCAGAAUGCACUGAGAGAGAGCAGGAGGAUCCUGAGGCCCUGUACAUAGUUGAGAAGAUGCUGGAGACCUGUGGCAGUGAGGGGUCUCUGAAGAUCACACUCCACAUCCUGAGGAACAUGAAGCAGAAGGAUCUCACUGACUCACUGGAGAGAGAUGAGCAGCACAACGAAUCCAUAGAAAGAGCCCAGCAGGCACUGAAAACUGCUCUGAAGAAGAGGUUUGAAUGCAUAUUUGAAGGUUUAGCAAAGCAGGGCCACCCAAUCCUCUUCAAUGAGAUCUAUACAGAGCUCUACAUCACAGAGGGGGGAAGUAGGGGGAUCAAUAAUGAACACGAGGUCAGACACAUUGAAACAACAUCCAUGAGACAAACCACAACGGAAACUGCAAUCCUCUGCAAUGACAUCUUUAAGCCUUUACCUGGACAAGAGAAACCUGGAACUGUGCUUACAAAGGGCAUCGCUGGCAUUGGGAAAACAGUCUCUGUGCAGAAGUUCAUUCUGGACUGGGCAGAAGGAAAGGCCAAUCAGGACAUUGAUUUCAUCUUCACUCUUCCUUUCCGAGAUCUGAAUAUGAAAAAGGAGAAGGAAUUCAGUCUGAUGCAACUUCUGCAACACUACGUACCAUGACCGAAAGAGAUCAAAAAUGUUGAAGGUGAUGAAGUCAAAGUUGUGUUCAUCUUUGAUGGUCUGGAUGAGUGUCGACUUCCUCUAGAUUUUCAAAGCAAUGAGAUCUGCUGUGAUAUAACAGAGUCAUCAUCAGUAGAUGUGCUGCUGACCAACCUCAUUAAGGGGAAUCUGUUUCCUUCUGCUCUCCUCUGGAUCACCUCCCGACCAGCAGCAGCCAGUCAGAUUCCUCCUGUGUGUGUCCACCUGGUGACAGAGGUACGAGGGUUCAAUGACCCACAGAAGGAGGAGUACUUCAGAAAGAGAAUCAGAGAUGAGAACCGGGCCAGCAGAAUUAUCUCACACAUAAAGUCAUCCAGGAGUCUCUACAUCAUGUGUCACAUACCAGUCUUCUGCUGGAUUUCUGCUACUGUUCUGGAGACAAUGUUGGGUAAAGAGAGUGAAGAUCUGCCCAAAACUCUGACUGGAAUGUACACACAGUUCCUGCUCAUUCAGACUAAUGUAAAGAAUCAGAAGUAUCAUGGCACCGAUGAGAGAAACUCAAAGAAAGUGUCAGCAUCAGAUACAGAAAUCAUCCUGAAACUGGGGCAGCUGGCUUUUCUACAGCUGGAAAAGGACAAUCUGAUAUUUUAUGAAGAGG
Molecule: messenger RNA, 2118 nt
Organism: Anguilla rostrata (American eel)
Lineage: Eukaryota; Metazoa; Chordata; Actinopteri; Anguilliformes; Anguillidae
Product: NACHT, LRR and PYD domains-containing protein 3-like
Exons: 8
Coding region: 222-1481 (419 amino acids)
Biological process (GO): intracellular signal transduction
Source: RefSeq, a predicted model, not a curated record